UCCAUAGAGAGGAAGCGGAUAAGAAAACGAGCCACUCGUCUCAUUCCCACAGUUCUUCUUCUUCUUCUUCUUCUUCACAUGAAUCUCUGAACUCAGAGCGGCAACAAUGGCGGUCGUAUCAUUUUCAUCACCUUCAACCUCAACAAGCCAUCCCAUCUUCAGCAACAAUCCUUCUUCUUCUUCAUCUCCGAGACUCAGAACUUCUUUCCUCGCACUUCCUCCUCCCAAAUCCCACCGCAACAACUUCUCGCUUCGUCUGCAAUUUCCUAGGCCAAGCACCGCUACACGCACCAACCAUGGCCUGUCAAUUUGUAUGAGCAUGGAGGCCGGCAUUGGAGUAAUGGCCACCAAGCUUGGAAUGAUGAGCUUCUUCGAGCCGGACGGCAAGGUCGUCCCUGUCACCGUCGUCGGUUUCAAGGAAGGCAACAUUGUCACGCAGGUUAAGACGGAGGCCACGGACGGAUACAGUGCCGUUCAGGUGGGAUAUCGUAGGGUUAGGGAUCGGAAACUCACCAAACCCGAAUUAGGGCACCUCCAGAAAGCGGGAGUGAUUCCUAUGCGCCAUCUGCAGGAGUUUCGCCUGCAGUCUGUUGAUGGAUUCGAGCCCAAUCAGCGCAUGGAUUUCAAUGAACUCUUCAAGGAGGGUGAUCUGGUUGAUGUCUCCGGCAUUACAAUUGGAAAGGGAUUUCAAGGUGGAAUCAAGAGGCAUAACUUCAAAAGGGGUCCAAUGAGCCACGGUUCGAAGAGCCACAGAGCACUCGGAUCAAUCGGUGCAGGAACUACACCCGGACGCGUGUACAAGGGGAAGAAGAUGCCCGGAAGGAUGGGAGGAACCAAGACAAAGAUCAGAAAACUCAAGAUUGUGAAGAUUGAUGAUGACCUUAAUGUUGUGAUGAUCAAAGGAGCUGUCCCUGGUAAGCCUGGAAACCUUCUUCGAAUAGCCCCUGCAAAGAUUGUAGGAAAGAACAUUCCUAAGAAUUAGCUUUUGCUCUCAUCUGUCGGAAUUGUGUUCUUCAAUUCUUUUUGUAUUUUUGAGUUGUUGCAUCUCUUCAACUGGCUAUUGUAUUAUGAUAAGUUUACAGUUAUAUUCUCCAGAAAAUGUUUGAUUCAUUUCCAGUUGCUCAUCAGUUGGGGAUUAGACUUCUUAGAGGUGAUGUGUUGGAGAAUGGAGAUUUCUAAAUUUGGUUAAGAAA
Molecule: messenger RNA, 1193 nt
Organism: Momordica charantia (bitter melon)
Lineage: Eukaryota; Viridiplantae; Streptophyta; Magnoliopsida; Cucurbitales; Cucurbitaceae
Product: Ribosomal protein L3 family protein
Biological process (GO): translation
Cellular component (GO): ribosome; chloroplast envelope
Molecular function (GO): structural constituent of ribosome
Source: RefSeq, a predicted model, not a curated record